Molecule: messenger RNA, 5941 nt
Organism: Pocillopora meandrina
Lineage: Eukaryota; Metazoa; Cnidaria; Anthozoa; Scleractinia; Pocilloporidae
Source: the annotation of a GenBank genome assembly
ACUCAGUGGGACUUUUGUGUUAGAUUCAUAGGUUGUGAUACAGUCAUCAUGGGGGAUGUCACAUAUGGUGCUUGCUGUGUUGAUGACUUAACUGCGAGGGCUCUUGGUUGUGAUCUUAUGGUUCACUGUGGCUACAGCUGCUUGAGUUAAAGAGAAAAAAAAUGUUGAUAGACAUCACUUAAUCUUCUUCAUCAUAAUGUAAACUCAUAUUAUACCACAACUGAAUCCUUUCAGCCUUGAUCUUUUUCUUCUAACCUCCCAGAUUCACCUUUUGAAGUCCCCUUUGUCUCACCUUCUACUUCAUAGUUCGAAUCUCUUAAGUUGCCCUGUGUUUUUAUUGCCCUUGCUUUCUGUCCUCUGCUGGUAGAUAUGUCUAAGUUUUGAAUGAUAUUUUUUUGGAGGAAUCCUUGCUUUAUAACUUUGAUGCUUGAGCAACACAACAGUUCAACGUCAAGAGCAUGGUAUUUUGAUGCAAACAAUAGUGUUGCAAUCAGUGGCUAUGAAUGUAUGAAAAAAAUUCAAGCCUGUACUGGAUUCGAACCCAUGACCUCUGCGAUACCAAUGCAGUGCUCAACCAUUACUGAGCUAACAAACCAACUGGGAGCUGGUCAUUAUGUUGGUUCAUAAUAAAACCAUGAAGUGAUGAAUCAAUUUUUUCUCUUUUUUUUUCUUUUUUUUAAUUGUGACUUAUUUAUGUAUAUAUUCACUCAAACUAGCACUGGUGUGCUAAACAAUAAGCAAGUUCAAAUAAAGCUUUAUUACUACUACAAUGACCAUGAAGAUAGUUGGUUGAAAGUUAGCACUUUCUUUUUAUCAAAUAUGGUUAUGAAGACUGAAAAUGACACUUUAUUAGACUAAGUUGUUUUGCUACAAGAUAUCCCUCAUGAAAUUCGACUCAUUAUAUUUGCAACUUUUGGUCUCUUCUAUUGAUGCAAAAUUGAAAGACCCUAAACAAUUAGUAACCAUAUAUACAGUACUGUAGGUAAGAUAAUGUGAAAAGGUUCAUUAUUUGUUCAUUGUUUUAUAGUUCCUAUUGACUCAACUAAAGGAAUCAAGAUGUUAUAUGUAUUUGUGGACAUAAAGCUGGAUGCCACACAUUUUGUCAACACAGUCAGACACAAUUUUGAAGCCGGAAAGUCACUUGCACUUUUGAGCACAAUCCAGUUUGUGACAACACUUCAAGUAUGUAUUAAAUGAUUACACUGAUGGGACAGUAUUGGGAUCAUGUUUAUUAUAGGUACAGUACUCUUGACUGAAUAUAUUGGUCGAGAGUUGGUCGAUACUUAACCAAUAUAUUGGUUGACAGUCAGUCGACAGUCAGUCGACUGACUGCUUCUUCUGGAUAGGAGGAGCAUCUCACAUGGUUCUCUAUCAGGCAUUUUUUCAAGUUUCCAUGACAACUCACUGGUACCCAUUUCUCUCCAAGCUAGAGAGAGGGGAGAGAGAAUGCAACACAGUGACUUGGCUGAGACUUAAACCCUGUGGUUUGGACCCAGUGUCUCCUUUUAUUGUGUUCAUACUUUCAAAUAAUUUUUACAUAUAUGUAUUUAAUUUGUUGUUUACCCAGGCUGUAUAUCAAGACCUGUGUAAAGAUUAUCAGGUAGAGAUUUCGCAGUGUAAACCAUUGUCACCUGGAGAGAUUCUGGGCUGCACUGGGAUGCAUUCAUGUAAGAAAAUUAUUAGUGCAAUGGAUGGACUCACAUAAAGUGCGGGAACAUUAAGCCUAAUCAGUAUAAAGCUAUGCAAUUGAUGGAUAACUUUGAAUGGUUUUGCCAACCCUGUCUGGACGCUAGAUUAUCAAACAAUGUUCCAGAUAACACUGGCGAUUGUGUACAACACAAAGACGACUACCUCGAAAGGUUUGCUGCCUCUUUGAAUACUUCGCACAACGAUCUACGCAUCGCGCAUCUCAAUGUAUGCAGUCUUCCAAAUAAAAUAGAAGAUAUCCGUCUUCUACAGAAAAUUUGCAGAUUCGAUGUCCUAGCAAUCGGCGAAAGCCAUUUAAACGCCUCAAUACCUGAUAAUGUACUACAAAUUCCUGGUCUUAAAUUCAUACGUUGUGAUAGAUCUCAACGUAAAGGCGGCGGCGUGAUCAUGUAUUAUGCUGAACAUUUAUCCGUUACUCAUCGCAGAGAUUUGGCAGCCUCAGACAUUGAAGCUCUCUGGAUACAGGUUAAAUUUCCUACAAACACUACUCUGUUCUCCGUAAUCUAUAGGUCUGAGCUAGAGUCCACGAAUUUCUUCGAAAGCUUUCGUGGAGCCCUCGAAAAAGCUUGGCUUAAAACUGACAGCAUCUUUAUACUUGGCGAUUUUAACUGUUGUUUAUUAAAUAGGGACCCUGACGGCAUACCUACUUUGGGCAAAACGAAGAAGCUGAUAGAGACCUUUGAAGACUUCAAUAUGCAAAACAUUAUCUCUCAACCGACUAGAAUAACAUCCACAACGGAGUCCCUAAUUGACCUUAUUGUUACAACUAAAGCAAACAUGGUUCGUCAAUGCGGCGUGCUGCCAUUGGGCAUAUCUGAUCACAGUUUAGUUUACGCCACCUUGAAGUUGAAAUCCAAAAGACCCCCUCCGAAGAUUGUCCGCUCAAGAAACUUCAAGAGAUGUAACAUUCAAGAUUUCAAGAAAGAUAUCGAACGAAUACCUUUUCACGUACUGGAUAUAUUUGAAGACAAAGACGACGUCCUUUGGGGCUGGAAUCUUUUGUUCAACGAUGUUUGUGAUGUCCAUGCCCCCUAUAAAGACGUCAAGGUUCGCAGUGUCUGUUCACCAUGGAUUAACAGCGAAAUAAGAUUAAAGAUGAACAAACGGUUUAAAUUAUUCAAAGUAGCCACUCGCACAAAAGAUCCGGUCAAAUGGAAGGAAUACAAAAGAUUACGUAAUGAAAUCACCACGGACGUACGUCGGGCGAAAACUAAACAUUUCAAGAACCAACUACUUGAAAUAAAAAACCGCUGCGGAGUAUUGGAAUCUUCUUCGCAAUGCCACUGCACCAAAACUCAGAAAGGCUAUUGGACCCUUGAAGAGGGAAGACGGUUCUCUGGCAGUCGAUAGUAAAGAAAAAUCAAAUCUGAUGAAUUCUUUCUUUUCUAAUAUAGGAAUUAAUCUAACAAGGAACUUUUCAUUCACAAAAGUCAACGCUGCCACAACAUUAAAGUCAGUUCCUGUUAUCAAAGACGUUAUUUUAUCAAAAUCCGAAAUUGAAAAGUAUUUAUCAGAUCUUAAAUGGAAUAAAGCUACCGGUCCCGACCAGAUUUCUUCUAGAACUCUAAAACUGCCGGGAAUGCGUUGGUCCAUCCAUUAUACCAUAUUUAUUGUGAAAGUCUAAGAUCUGGCUACGUGUUUGAACAAUGGAAAGUGGCUAGGCUGAGCCCUAUCCACAAAAAAAGGACGAUGAGAGCGACAUGAGCAACUAUCGGCCAAUUUCUAUUCUCAGUAUACCCAGCAAGAUCCUUGAAUCAACGGUCUCUCAGAGAAUCGUCAACCAUACAUUCCAUGAGCACAGUUUAGUCGCUGAAAACCAAUGGGCUUAUAGGAAAGGCUUUUCUACUGAAUUAAUGCUUAUAAAACUGACAGAACAAUGGAGACAAGCGGUUGAUAACAGUAAAGUUGUCGGCGUGGUUUUUGUCGAUUUUCAAAAGGCCUUUGACUGUGUAUCGCAUAAAAUAUUGCUGCAUAAACUCGAGAUUGACUUUGGGAUCAAGGGCAACCUGGCUGCUUGGCUUCACAGCUACUUAAAGGGGAGGCGACAGUUCACAGUCAUUGACGGCGCAGCCUCUGAUUUUGCUCGCAUUAAUACAGGCGUUCCUCAGGGAUCAGUCCUCGGUCCAACCUUGUUCGCACUUUACACAAAUGAUCUACCUGAUAAUAUAACAAAUGCAACUGUUUUUUUGUACGCAGACGAUACCACCCUGUUCUGUAUCGGAGACACCGUAGACAUUGUUAUUGCCGAACUGAAUGCUGCUCUCAAGGAACUAGAGCUAUGGUGCUUAAGAAAUCAACUAUUGCCUCACCCCAAGAAAUGCAAAGGCAUGCUAAUUCAUCGAGGAAACUUCACUGGUCCACUACAGUCAUUAAUACUGAUGAAUCAUUGUAUAAGAUGGGUUAAACACACCAGGCUGCUUGGAGUCUAUAUUGAUAAUAGACUUAACUGGGACUACCAUGUCAAAGCACUAAAGAUCAGCUUUACAAAUAAGCUUAACAUGCUGAAGCGCAGCUUGUUCUUACCAAGACCCAUGCUACUGGACUUAUACUUUAAAGUAAUCUACCCAUCAAUUAUAUAUGGUAUCACCGUCUGGGGCGGCCUUACUAAUAAGGAGGGCCUAAUUGCAUUAGAGUCUUUACACUGUAGAGCGGCAAAAUUAAUUUUUAACUGGCCAUGGGAUAUGCCUAAGUCUGACGUACUAAGCAAAGCUCGAUGGUCUUCUAUUGAAACCACAUAUAAAGUUAAUUUAGCUAAACUGAUGUUCAAAAUAGAUAAGAAGACUUUACCUAUAUCCAUCUUAGAUACCACCGAAGAAGUUGACGUGAAUACUAAGAAAAAUCUAAGAAGUAAUGCCAACAUAAAAGUACCAAAAUUCAAUACAUAUUACAUGAAAAACAGUUUUUCCAGAAGAGGACCUAUCGUUUUUAACACACUUCUCCAAGAAUCAAAUUUAAGAAAUAUAACCAUUAAGCAGCUCUCCUCGUUAGCCUACAAAUCAAAGGCACUUUUAAAUUUGAACUUUAAUUCCAUUUCUCCACAGACAGUGAAUUUUAAGGACCCCAAUUUUAAAUAUUUUUAGAUCUUCUAAUUUUGAUAGGCUACUUUAAUUAUUGUAUUUUACUACAUUUCAUUUUAUUCCAUUUUACGCACGACCCCACAAGCGUGUAGUCGCUUUAACAAUUAUCGUGUUUAAAUAAAGUCUUUGUAUUUGUAUUGUUGUAUUGUAUUAAGCAAAACAAGGAAAUAAUUAUGUAAUUUAGUUCAUUAUGAAUUUAAGAAAACUGCACCAACUCUUUCAUAGUGAGUAUUCUUAAACAAAUUAAAUAUUCUUUUGAAAAUCUUUCUUAUAAUUUGUAUUGGCAAAUCUAGUUGUAAGUACUGUAGGGGUUUAGUUUCAUUAAAAAUUUGCACCAUUAGAUCUGAAGCUAUUUGCUUAUAAAUAAAACAAUGAUCUGAGCCAAGGAUCACUGUAGUUAGGAUGAAAAUUAGGCAGUUUGUUCGUGUUUUGACCAUGUCCAUUGUUUUGCCAGGAAAACUCCCAUAGAGCCUCUGUCUUAUUUCUGGAAGAAUUGUUUGGCAUUCUUCCUGCUGUGUCCAUGGCAUAUUUAUUGUUUAGUGAUGUUGCCUAGCAACAAUGGUGCCCACUUUGACUAAAAUAAUCAUGUUUGUUCUGAGGACUAACUUAAAAUCAUUUAACCCUUUCAUUCCCAAGAUCUCAUUAGUAAUUCUCCUUACUGUCUACCAUACAAUUCUUUUGAUGUUAGUGUGGAGAAUUUGGUACUGGAUGAACUACAACUACCCUAAUUGAUAUUUUCCUUUAGUUCAUCACUUGUCUGCUUGAUAUUGUAUUGUUAUUGUUAGGAGAAAUUCUCUCUUGGUCACUCAUAGGAGUGAAAGGGUUAAUCAUUUAAUUGGGUGGAAAUUGAGUAAAAGUGUUAUCAAAAACUAAAUUGGGAAACAGAUAAGUGGGUGUUAUGUUUUUGAUUAAUGUGUUAUUAUUGCAAUUAUUCCUAAUUAAAUGCUUGUUUUGUCACUGUAUUUACCAUUUUGAUUAUAAGCAGCAGCUAUCAUUUAGGCACAUGCCACCGACCACAGCAGGUACUUGUUUCAAUUUUUUCAUUGGAAUGAUCUUUAAACUUAAACUUUUUUUUUAGUUACUUAGGUGAUGGAAGGUUCCAUCUAGAGGCUGUCAUGAUUGCUAACCCAUCUACACCAGCAUACAUGUACACGUAG